Messenger RNA from Caretta caretta (loggerhead turtle), 1188 nucleotides. NCBI's taxonomy places the organism in Eukaryota, Metazoa, Chordata, Testudines, Cheloniidae. The record is from RefSeq and is a predicted model, not a curated record.
UUUGAAUUUCAUUUCCUGUUUGGCCAGCGUGGCAAGCUGCAGGUGAGUGCAGAGCUCAUCAGCAGAGGUGACCAUGCAGAGCUCAUCAGCAGAGCUCAUGAGCAGAGGUGACCAUGACAGAGUCCCAGAAUCGCAAAAGAGCUCCAGCAUGGACCAAAUGGGAGGUACGGGAUCUGAUCGCUGUAUGGGGAGAGGAAUCCGUACUAUCAGAACUACGUUUCAGUUUUUGAAAUGCCAAAACAUUUGUCAAAAUCUCCCAGGGCAUGAAGGACAGAGGCCAUAACAGGGACCCAAAGCAGUGCCACGUGAAACUUAAGAAGCUGAGGCAAGCCUACCAGAAAACCAGAGAGGCAAACGGCCGCUUCGGGUCAGAGCCCAAAACAUGCUGCUUCUAUGAUGAGCUGCAUGCCAUUUUAGGGUGUUCAGCCACCACUAUCCCAACCGUGUUGUUUCACUCCUUCAAUGGAGAUGGAGGCAACAUGGAAGCCCGUUUUGGGGAUGAGGAAGAUGAUGAGGAGGAGGUUGUAGAUAGCUCUAAACAAGCAAGUGAAGAAACCAGUUUUCCCAACAGCCAAGAACUGUUUCUCACACUGGACCUGCAGCCAGUACCCCCUGAACCCACCCAAGGCUGCCUCCCAGACCCGCCAGGCGGAGAAGGGACCUCUGCUGCAUGUGUUUCAAGGAUCACAGGAUCUUCUCCUUCCCAGAGGCUAGCAAAGAUUAGAAGGUGAAAAAAACGCACUCGCGAUGAAGUGUUCUCUGAGCUCAUGCUGUCCUCCCACAAUGACAGAGCACAAACAAAUGCAUGGAGGCAGAUAAUGUCAGAGUGCAGGAAAGCACAAAAUGACCGGGAGGAGAGGUGGCGGGCUGAAGAGAGGGCUGAAGCUGAAAGGUGGCGGCAGCAUGAUGAGAGGAGGCAGGAUUCAAUGCUGAGGCUGCUGGAGGAUCAAACUAAUAUGCUCCAGUGUAUGGUUGAGCUGCAUGAAAGGUAGCAGGAACACAGACCGCCAUCACAGGCCCUGUGUAACCAACCGCCCAUCUUCCCAAGUUCCAUAGCCUCCUCACCCAGACAUCCAAGAGCACGGUGGGGGGGCUUCCAGCCACCCAGCCACUCCACCCCAGAGGAUUGCCCAAGCAACAGAAGGCUGGCAUUCAAUAAGUUUUGAAGUGCAGUGUGGCCUUGUCCUU